AUGUUUGUCUUUAACUCAUACGCGAAUUCGUUACGCUCCCCAACUGUUAAAAGACCAACGAUGUCUUCGAAGGCUUCUUCACGAGAUUUAUUAAGAUUUAUAAUAUCACUAGUAGUGCUCAGCCAAAUCAUACUCAAAAAAGCAGAGAGUGCCUCGGUUGAAAAAGUGCAUUUAAAAAGUGCGCAAGUGAAAAACAAUCUAAUUGAAUAUGACUCACAGUUUGGCCGAGAUACAAAAUUUAAUCAUAAAAAAACAACUAUAGCAAACGAUAUUACAUCUGCACCUGAAGAGAGAACAUCAGCCGCACAUUCGACUUUUGCACCUGCGGAGAGCACCACAGCUGGGGGCAAUACGACUUCUGCUCCGGAAGAAAACAACACAUCUGAGGACGAUACUACUCGUUCUACUUCUGAAAAAAGCACAAAAGCUAAUGAUUCGACAUCUGCAGCACCCGAUAUAAGCACCACAGUUCAAGAUUCGACAUCUGAACCUGAAGAAAGCACUACAGCUAAGGACAACUCUACUUCUGCUCCUGAAAAAAGCACCACAGCUGAAGGGGAUUCUCCUGCUGCUCCUGAAGAAAGCACCACAGCUGAAGAGGAUUCUUCUUCUUCUCCUGAAGAAAGCACAACAGUUGAAGAUUCGACCUCCGAACCUAAAGAAAGCACGACAACUGAAGGCGAUUCUACUGCUGCUCCUGAAGAAAGCACCACAGCUGAAAAUUCGACAUCCAAACCUGUAGAAAGCACUACAGCUGAGGAGGAUACUACUUCUACUUCUGAAAAAAGCACAACAGAUAAAAAUUCGACGUCUGAACCUGAAGAAAGCACCGCAGCUGGGGUCGAUUCUACUUCAGCUCCUGAAGAAAGCACCACAGCUGAAGAGGAUUCUUCUUCUGCUCCUGAAGAAAACACAACUGUUGAAGAUUCGACCUCCGAACCUGAAGAAAGCACUACAGCUGAAGACGAUUCUACUUCUGCUCCUGAAGAAAGCACCACAGCUGAAGAUUCGACUUCCGCUGCACCUGAGAUAAGCACCACAGCUGAAGAUUCAACGUCAGAACCUGAAGAAAGCACUACAGCUGAAGGCGAUUCUACUUCUGCCCCUGAAGAAAGCACCACAGCUGAAGAUUCGACUUCCGCGGCAACUGAGAUAGGCACCACAGCUGAAGAUUCGACGUCUGAACCUGAAGAAAGCACUUCAGCUGAAGGCGAUUCUACUUCUGCUCCUGAAGAAAGCACCACUGGUGAAGAUUCGACGUCUAAACCUAAUGAAAGUACCACAACUGAGGUCGAAACUACUUCUGCUCCUGAAGAAAGCACCACAGCUGAAGAUUCGAAAUCAGAGCCUGAAGAAAGCACCACAGCUGAAGAGGAUUCUACUUCUGCUCCUGAAGUCACCACUACAGCUGAUGACUAUACUACUUCUGCUCCUGAAGAAAGCACCACAGCUGAAGUUUCGACAUCUGAACCUGAAGAAAACUCCACGGCAGAGGACGAUUCUACUUCUACUCCUGAAGAAAGCACCACAGCUGAGCACGAUUCUUCUUCUGCUCCUGAAGAAAGCACGACAGCUGAAGAUUCGACUUCCGCGGCACCUGAUAUAAGCACCACAGCUGAAGAUUCGACGUCUGAACCUGAAGAAAGCACUACAGCUGAAGGAGAUUCUACUUCUGAUAUUGAAGAAAGCACCACAGCUGAAGAUUCGACUUCCGCGGCAACUGAGAUAAGCACCACAGCUGAAGAUUCGACGUCUGAACCUGAAGAAAGCACUUCAGCUGAAGGCGAUUCUACUUCUGCUCCUGAAGAAAGCACCACAGAUGAAGAUUCGACAUCUGAGCCUGAAGAAAGCACCACAGCUGAAGAUUCGACAUCAGAGCCUGAAGAAAGCACUACAACUAAAGGCGAUUCUACUUCUGCUCCUGAAGAAAGCACCACAGCUGAAGACGAUACUACUUCUGCUCCCGAAGAAAGCACCACAGCUGAAGAUUCAACAUCAGAGCCUGAAGAAAGCACUACAACUGAAGGCGAUUCUACUUCUGCUCCAGAAAAAAGCACCACAGCUGAAGAUUCGACUUCCGCGGCAACUGAGAUAAGCACCACAGCUGAAGAUUCGACGUCUGAACCUGAGGAAAGCACUUCAGCUGAAGGCGAUUCUACUCCUGCUUCUGAAGAAAGCACCACAGCUGAAGACGAUACUACUUUUGCUCCUGAAAAAAGCACCACAGCUGAAGAUUCAACAUCAGAGCCUGAAGAAAGCACUACAACUGAAGGCGAUUCUACCUCUGCACCUGAUGAAAGCACCACAGCUGAAGAGGAUUCUUCUUCUGCUUCUGAAGAAAGCACAACAGUUGAAGAUUCGACCCCCGAACCUGAAGAAAGCACGACAACUGAAGGCGAUUCUACUUCUGCUCCUGAAGAAAGCACCACAACUGAAGAUUCGACGUCUGACCCUAAUGAAAGUACCACCACUGAGGUCGAAACUACUUCUGCUCCUGAAGAAAGCACCACAGCUGAAGAUUCGACAUCAGAGCCUGAAGAAAGCACCACAGCUGAAGGGGAUUCUACUUCUGCUCCUGAAGUCACCACUACAGCUGAUGACGAUACUACAUCUGAAGAAAGCACCACAGCUGAAGUUUCGACAUCUGAACCUGAAGUAAACUCCACGGCAGAGGACGAUUCUACUUCUACUCCUGCAGAAAGCACCACAGCUGAGCACGAUUCUUCUUCUGCUCCUGAAGAAAGCACCACAGCUAAAGAUUCGACUUCUGCGGCACCUGAGAUAAGCACCACAGCUGAAGAUUCGACGUCUCAACCCGAAGAAAGCACUACAGCUGAUGGAGAUUCUACUUCUGCUCCAGAAGAAAGCACCACAGCUGAAGAUUCGACGUCUGAACCUGAAGAAAGCACUUCAGCUGAUGACGAUACUACUUCUGCUCCUGAAGAAAGCACCACAGCUGAAGAUUCGACAUCUGAGCCAAAAGAAAGCACCACAGCUGAAGAUUCGACGCCUGAGCCUGAAGAAAGCACUUCAGCUGAUGACGAUACUACUUCUGCUCCUGAAGAAAGCACCACAGCUGAAGAUUCGACAUCUGAGCCUGAAGAAAGCACCACAGCUGAAGAUUCGACAUCAGAUUCUGAAGAAAGCACCGCAGCUGAAGAUUCGACUUCCGCGGCAAUUGAGAUAAGCACCACAGCUGAAGAUUCGACGUCUGAACCUGAAGAAAGCACUUCAGCUGAUGACGAUACUACUUCUGCUCCUGAAGAAAGCACCACAGCUGAAGUUUCGACAUCUGAACCUGAAGAAAACUCCACUGCAGAGGACGAUUCUACUUCUACUCCUGAAGAAAGCACCACAGCUGAGGACGAUUCUUCUUCUGCUCCUGAAGAAAGCACAACAGCUGAAAAUUCGACAUCAGAGCCUGAAGAAAGCACUACAACUGAAAGUGAUUCUACCUCUACCCAUGAAGAAAGCACCACAGCUGAAGAUUCGACUUCCGCGGCAACUGAGAUAAGCACCACAGCUGAAGAUUCGACGUCUGAACCUGAAGACAGUACUACAGCUGAUGACGAUACUACUUCUGCUCCUGAAGAAAGCACCACAGAUGAAGAUUCGACAUCUGAGCCUGAAGAAAGCACCACAGCUGAAGAUUCGACAUCAGAGCCUGAAGAAAGCACUACAACUAAAGGCGAUUCUACUUCUGCUCCUGAAGAAAGCACCACAGCUGAAGACGAUACUACUUCUGCUCCCGAAGAAAGCACCACAGCUGAAGAUUCAACAUCAGAGCCUGAAGAAAGCACUACAACUGAAGGCGAUUCUACUUCUGCUCCAGAAAAAAGCACCACAGCUGAAGAUUCGACUUCCGCGGCAACUGAGAUAAGCACCACAGCUGAAGAUUCGACGUCUGAACCUGAGGAAAGCACUUCAGCUGAAGGCGAUUCUACUCCUGCUUCUGAAGAAAGCACCACAGCUGAAGACGAUACUACUUCUGCUCCUGAAAAAAGCACCACAGCUGAAGAUUCAACAUCAGAGCCUGAAGAAAGCACUACAACUGAAGGCGAUUCUACCUCUGCACCUGAUGAAAGCACCACAGCUGAAGAGGAUUCUUCUUCUGCUUCUGAAGAAAGCACAACAGUUGAAGAUUCGACCCCCGAACCUGAAGAAAGCACGACAACUGAAGGCGAUUCUACUUCUGCUCCUGAAGAAAGCACCACAGCUGAAGUUUCGACAUCUGAACCUGAAGAAAACUCCACUGCAGAGGACGAUUCUACUUCUACUCCUGAAGAAAGCACCACAGCUGAGGACGAUUCUUCUUCUGCUCCUGAAGAAAGCACCACAGCUGAAAAUUCGACAUCAGAGCCUGAAGAAAGCACUACAACUGAAAGUGAUUCUACCUCUACCCAUGAAGAAAGCACCACAGCUGAAGAUUCGACUUCCGCGGCAACUGAGAUAAGCACCACAGCUGAAGAUUCGACGUCUGAACCUGAAGACAGUACUACAGCUGAUGACGAUACUACUUCUGCUCCUGAAGAAAGCACCACAGCUGAAGUUUCGACAUCUGAGCCAGAAGAAAGCACCACAGCUGAAGAUUCGACGUCUGAACCUGAAGAAAGCACUUCAGCUGAUGACGAUACUUCUUCUGCACCUGAAGAAAGCACCACAGCUGAAGAUUCGACAUCUGAGCCUGAAGAAAGCACCACUGCUGAAGAUUCGACAUCAGAUUCUGAAGAAAGCACCACAGCUGAAGAUUCGACUUCCGCGGCAACUGAGAUAUGCACCACAGCUGAAGAUUCGACGUCUGAACCUGAAGAAAGCACUUCAGCUGAUGACGAUACUACUUCUGCUCCUGAAGAAAGCACCACAGCUGAAGUUUCGACAUCUGAACCUGAAGAAAACUCCACUGCAGAGGACGAUUCUACUUCUACUCCUGAAGAAAGCACCACAGCUGAGGACGAUUCUUCUUCUGCUCCUGAAGAAAGCACCACAGCUGAAAAUUCGACAUCAGAGCCUGAAGAAAGCACUACAACUGAAAGUGAUUCUACCUCUACCCAUGAAGAAAGCACCACAGCUGAAGAUUCGACUUCCGCGGCAACUGAGAUAAGCACCACAGCUGAAGAUUCGACGUCUGAACCUGAAGACAGUUCUACAGCUGAUGACGAUACUACUUCUGCUCCUGGAGAAAGCACCACAGCUGAAGUUUCGACAUCUGAACCUGAAGAUAACUCCACGGCAGAGGACGAUUCUACUUCUACUCCUGAAGAAAGCACCACAGCUGAGGACGAUUCUUCUUCUGCUCCUGAAGAAAGCACCCCAGCUGAAGAUGUGACUUCCGAGGCACCUGAUAUAAGCACCACAGCUAAAGAUUCGACGUCUGAACCUGAAGAAAGCACUACAACUGAAGGAGAUUCUACUUCUGCUCCUGAAGAAAGCACCACAGCUGAAGAUUCGAGUUCCGCGGCAACUGAGAUAGGCACCACAGCUGAAGAUUCGACGUCUGAACCUGAAAAAAGCACUUCAGCUGAAGGCGAUUCCACUUCUGCUCCUGAAGAAAGCACCACAGCUGAAGACGAUACUACUUUUGCUCCUGAAGAAAGCACCACAGCUAAAGAUUCGACAUCUGAGCCUGAAGAAAGCACCACAGCUGAAGGUUCGACAUCAGAGCCUGAAGAAAGCACUACAACUGAAGGUGAUUCUACUUCUGCCCCUGAAGAAAGCACCACAGCUGACGAUUCGACUUCCGCGGCAACUGAGAUAAGCACCACAGCUCAAGAUUCGACGUCUGAACCUGAAGAAAGCACUACAGCUGAUGACGAUACUACUUCUGCUCCUGAAGAAAGCACCACAGCUGAAGUUUCGACAUCUGAACCUGAAGAAAACUCCACGGCAGAGGACGAUUCUACUUCUACUCCUGAAGAAAGCACCACAGCUGAGGACGAUUCUUCUUCUGCUCCUGAAGAAAGCACGACAGCUGAAGAUUCGACUUCCGCGGCACCUGAUAUAGGCACCACAGCUGAAGAUUCGACGUCUGAACCUGAAGAAAGCACUACAGCUGAAGGAGAUUCUUCUUCUGCUCCUGAAGAAAGCACCACAGCUGAAGAUUCGACUUCCGCGGAAACUGAGAUAAGCACCACAGCUGAAGAUUCGACGUCUGAACCUGAAGAAAGCACUUCAGCUGAAGGCGAUUCUACUUCUGCUCCUGAAGAAAGCACCACAGCUGAAGAUUCGACAUCUGAGCCUGAAGAAAGCACCACAGCUAAAGAUUCGACAUCAGAGCCUGAAGAAAGCACUACAACUGAAGGUGAUUCUACUUCUGCCCCUGAAGAAAGCACCACAGCUGACGAUUCGACUUCCGCGGCAACUGAGAUAAGCACCACAGCUCAAGAUUCGACGUCUGAACCUGAAGAAAGCACUACAGCUGAUGACGAUACGACUUCUGCUCCUGAAGAAAGCACCACAGCUGAAGUUUCGACAUCUGAACCUGAAGAAAACUCCACGGCAGAGGACGAUUCUACUUCUGCUCCUGAAGAAAGCACCACAGCUGAAGAUUCGACAUCUGAACCUGAAGAAAGCACCACAGCUGAAGAUUCGACUUCCGCUGCACCUGAGAUAAGCACUACGGCUAAAAAUUCGACAUCCGAACCUGACGAAAGCACUACAUCUGAGGACGAUUCUACAUCUGCUCCUAAAGAAAGCACCACAGCUGAGGCCGAUACAACAUCUGAUCCUGAAGACAGCACAGUUCAGGACGAUACUACUUCUGCUUCUGAGGAAAGCACCACAGAAAUCACCACAGCUGAGGAUGGUGCUACUUCUGCUCCUAUAGAGAGCACUACUGCUAAAGUAGAUUCUACCACUGGAUCGACGUCUAGCCCGGCGACAUCACCUUCUCCUAUACCGCCUAUGUCAUGUGCAAGUGGCGCUCCAUACUUACCGCAUCCAUCGGAUUGCCAUAAAUUUAUUCAGUGCAGCAACGGACAUGAGUACAUCAUGCAUUGUCCAGAUGAUCUCUUCUGGGACUAUCAGAAUUUAUACUGUGGGUAUGAUGACAGCGGUUGCUAUAACAAAGUGGAUCCCGAGGAAACGGUUUGCAAGCACGGCAUGGAUUUUCUACCAGACCCAACUGAUUGUACGAAAUAUAUCCAGUGCAGUAAUGGUCAACCAAUCGUCCAGAAGUGUCCUGAGCCUUUGUAUUGGAACCAAAAUCUUAAAGUAUGUGAUUGGUUCAGUAGCUCCUGCAAAACUCUACAAAAGAAUGAAAUAAUAUCUUGUAAAAUGGGUAUGAGUUUUGACGUUUUUCCAACCGACUGUUCGAAAUAUAUUAAGUGUUUUGGUGAGCGCGGUGUAAUAAUGAGCUGUAAUUCUGGACUUUUCUGGAACUCUUUGCAGGAAGUAUGCGAAAAAUCCCAGCGGUUCUGCAAAUAAUAUGUAAGCAUAAACAGUUACUCGUAUAAUAUUAUUCACUCUUGGUAGAUUUUCUUGUUAAAUGAAUUGAAGAAUAUUACAGAAAAUAUAAAGGCAUUACCCAUUCUUUAAUC
Messenger RNA from Drosophila miranda, 7535 nucleotides. Its product is annotated as mucin-5AC. Gene Ontology annotation, molecular function: chitin binding. Lineage: Eukaryota; Metazoa; Arthropoda; Insecta; Diptera; Drosophilidae. Bases 1 to 7422 code for a protein of 2473 amino acids. The transcript has 2 exons. Gene Ontology annotation, cellular component: extracellular region. The record is from RefSeq and is a predicted model, not a curated record.